AUGGCUUCCCGCGCACUGGCCCUUGGUGACCUUGGCACAAAUUUUCCCUUGGAGAUUGUUGAAAUGAUACUCCGUAAUGUCGGAGACAAGCCCAACAGGCUAACCCACAAACAAAUUCACGAUCUAAAUGCCCCGCGAAGAACUAACAAAGCCACUAACGAAUUUGUGGAGGGCUGGAUUAUCAUGCAGAUUAAGAGGAUUAAAACAUUUCCUAGCGCUGCAACAGCACUGGAAGAUAUGAGCGAUGUUCAAAUCACAGCCAUCGAGCCUCCCGGUAGCCCCAGGUUUGUGCCUAAUGAUGCCCUCUCCGAAGCAGUUAUUGAAGAUUGCCCCUCCUGCGUCGACGGCAUUUGCAACAUUCUAGAGAUCCCCAGGCCUGACCGGCCCAACCUGUGCAAUGAGCAAGGCUGGUCUCUCCUUUCUUUGUCCAUUGAUUCUGCCGAGACCUAUCGCAGUUUGCGUUUGAUUAAUUGCGGUCUGUUCGGAGACAUUUAG
Molecule: messenger RNA, 495 nt
Organism: Penicillium crustosum
Lineage: Eukaryota; Fungi; Ascomycota; Eurotiomycetes; Eurotiales; Aspergillaceae
Exons: 1
Coding region: 1-495 (164 amino acids)
Source: RefSeq, a predicted model, not a curated record